AUGAGACGUCAAGCGUGGUGGGAAUUAAGAGAAAAAGUUGUUAGUCCAUCAUCUGAUCCAUGUUUUGAUGUGAUUCGACAUCCAACAUUAAGUAGUAAUGCUAUUGAUGCCCAGGUAUUAUCGAUAAUCACUUUCAAUGAGCGUGUAUCUGAUAGUCUUUUUGGCAAAGUAUUCAACAAUUAUGGAAUCAUCGGUAUGUAUGCAGCAUAUAUCUUUUUGGCUAGUCGUUUACUGCGCACGAUGUACAGCAAUAUUUCCUACGUAAUUCGCUUGGAAGAAUUGCCUCAUGUUGAUCGAAUUUUAAAUCUAUGCCAUGAAAUAUAUCUUGUACGUGAAAACAAUUUACUUCUUUUAGAAGAACAGUUAGUGGCUAAACUUUUCUUCCUCUACCGAUCGUCAGAGACCAUGAUUAAAUGGACUAGACAUCCCAAGCAUAUAGUAGAAAGAUUUACAAGUAAACCAACCACACCUCGCGAUACAAAUGACAAUCGUACCCAAGCAAACUCAUCGUCUAGAGGAUUAGGAGCUAAUUCUUCAAGUAACGGAGAAACUAGAUAUAGAAACAACAGAAGUACUAAUAAGCCACUGGUACAAUCAAUUUGUCUUCAUAACUCAACAGAUGGUACCACUAGUCAUUCACAUCAAGACAGCCGUUCAAGAUCUACAAAUCCUAGAGUACAAUGGCCACGUGCAGAUAGUUUGAUUGCUGAAGAGGGACCAAAUGUGCUGAAAUCUCAUCAGUAA
This is a messenger RNA of Heterobilharzia americana, 744 nucleotides long. The record is from the annotation of a GenBank genome assembly. Lineage: Eukaryota; Metazoa; Platyhelminthes; Trematoda; Strigeidida; Schistosomatidae.